Messenger RNA from Equus quagga, 2580 nucleotides. It is a transcript of the gene CD34, whose product is annotated as CD34 molecule. Gene Ontology annotation, cellular component: membrane. The transcript has 8 exons. Gene Ontology annotation, biological process: cell-matrix adhesion. Bases 80 to 1219 code for a protein of 379 amino acids. NCBI's taxonomy places the organism in Eukaryota, Metazoa, Chordata, Mammalia, Perissodactyla, Equidae. The record is from RefSeq and is a predicted model, not a curated record.
AGGGGCGGGAGCAGCGCGUCCCGCUCGGGCGGAGCAGAGUCUUGGGCUUGUGCAUCUCUUCGGGAGCAGCUCGAGAAGGAUGCUGGUCCGCAGGGGCGCGCGCGUGGGGCGCGGGAUGCCGCGGGGCUGGACCGCGCUCUGCUUGCUGAGUUUGCUGCCCUCUGGAUUCACAGAGGAAAACUCGACUGCUGUUGCCACAAGGUCACCUGCUAUUUCAGUUGUUCAUACGAAUGCAUCCACCCAGGAAACCAUAACAACAAGUACUCUUGGAAGUACAAGUGUCCACCCUUCCUCUCAGGACAGCAGUGGGACCACAGCAGCCAUCUCAGAGUCAACAGUCAACUUCACAUCUACCUCUGCGAUCACUUCAGUCCCUGAAACCAUGACCUCUUCGAUCCAGUCACAGAGCUCUUUAACCAUCACAGUGUCUUCCACUCCAUUCACCUUUUCAACUUCAGUGAUGACAUCGAAGACCAGCAUGUCACCUGGAAAUGUUUCAGAUCCCCUAGACAAUAGCACCAGCCCCGUGUCAUACUCCACUAAACCCUCUACAUCAUUUUCUCCUACCCAAACUAAAAUCAAGGGAGAAAUCAAAUGUUUAACCGUCACAGACGUGAAAUUGACUCAAGGUAUCUGCCUGCUGCGGAAUGAGACCUCCAGCUGUGAGGACUUUAAAAAGGACCAUGACGAGGCACUGAUUCGAAUCCUCUGUGAGAAAGAACAGGCUGAGAAUGGGACUAGGGUGUGCUCCUUGCUCCUUGCCCAGUCUGAGGUUACGCCUCGCUGCCUGCUGCUGUUCUUGGCCAACAAAACAGAAAUUCCCAGCAAGCUCCAGCUUUUGGAAAAGCACAAGUCUGACCUGAGCAGGAUGGGGAUCCAGAACUUCACUGAACAACAUAUUGGGAGCCACCAGCACUAUUCCCGCAAGACCCUGAUUGCACUGGUCACCUCGGGGAUCCUGCUGGCUGUCUUGGGCCUCAUUUGCUAUUUCCUGAUGAAUCGCCGUAGUUGGAGCCCCACAGGAGAAAGGCUGGGGGAAGAGCCUUGUUACACGGAGAACGGUGGAGGCCAGGGCUAUAGCUCAGGCCCUGGGGCCUCCUCUGAGGCUCAGGGAAAGGCCAAUGUGAACCGAGGGGCUCAGGAGAACGGGACCGGCCAGGCCACAUCCAGAAACGGCCAUUCAGCGAGACAACCCGUGGUGGCUGAUACAGAAUUGUGACUCGGCUGGGUGGGGCAAGGCUGGGCAAUGUCCAGGGAAGCAGCCCCUCCUUGCAUCUGACCACGUGCUGCCUCCAUCCCGGAGGUGCCAUCUCUUACCUUCUACCCUUUCCCACUGCACACACCCUCCGAGGCCAUUCCUGGGGCCCUGCACUGCACCAGGCUGAGGGGUUCUCUUCACCUUGGGAAGAGGCAGAUCACCCCUGCCCUUUACACACUCAGCUUCCUGAACCCAGACUCCGGGUCUUCUUUGAGUAGAGGAGUGAUAGGGAAAAGGCAAGAUGCAGAGAAGCUCCCGGUGGGGGUGGGGGGGGGGGGGUUUGAUGAUCUUGCAGCAUUCGCACAUGGGCCCCUUCCUCUCCCUCCUCCUCUGCCUCUCUGCAGGAACUCCCAGGGGAAAGCAUGGGCUUUUCUGGGCUACAAUUUCCUCCCAGGAGGCUUUGCCUUUUUACUGCCUCUUCCUUGUAUUUUCUUUUUCUACUCAAGGGAAGCCAAAGCAACCUUUUAUACAUGCUCCCUUGUAAUGAUAUAGCCAGAAGAACUUGUUGUCUUAAACGUCCUCCCUUACCCCUCCUCCAAGUCACUGUGGAUUCCGUUUCCAGCUUCCCUCCUGCCCUCUGAGUUCCUGGAACGCCUCAUAUCAUCGUCUCCAGUCCCCGCCCCCACUCCCCCAUCUGUGUACAGAGGCCUGCACAGUUUUCUGGCUGUUUCUGGAACUGGGCUCCAAGUUUCAGAACAAUGUCCUGUGUCUGUGUGUGCGGGAGACAGGGUGGGGAUGCGUGGACACACCUGUCCCCACAUGUGGGGGCCGACGGGUGAGAGCAAACAGCUCAGUCAGUCCUGGUCUCUCUGGGGCUGCAUAAGUCCUCUGCUUGGGCUCUUGUUUCUCCAUGUGGGUCAGAGUGGACAGGACUGUGGGACCAGAUCUUUGAGCUAAGCCUCUUGACCUGUCUGCUUCUGAGGAAUCCCCUUGCUCUCACGUUAAGACCUGGCCAGACUGGGCCUUAUCCUCAGCUCUCAAUGGCUUCCACCUCCCUCCCCUGACUCCUGGGUUGAGCUGUGGCCUCAGUCCCCCAGCAGACUGCUUUCUGUCUCAUCCUCCCCCCCCCUGCCCCCCUUCACUGCUCUGUACCCCCAUCUGGUCAGGACUCUCCAGAGGACCCUCACCACAAGCCACCUCCUCUGUGAGUGACCUAGGUCCUUGUUUUUAUUUUUGUUUUUUUUUCAGAGGGGUGAGCAAGGAUCCUGAUUUCAAUGACGGUUGGAAAGAGAGCUUUCCAGAGAUAGGAAGAUUGGGUGGAUUUUUUUCUUAAUAAAAAAUGGUGUGUGUAAAUACUGUAAUUAAAGUGAUACCAAAACACA